UGCUGCCAGCAUAACAUGGCUCUGGUAAACGGCAGGUUUGAAGGUCUCAUGUAUAGCCGCAGUAUCAGGGCACGCAGCCUGACCUGUGUGUACUGCAGCACGUUAUCCUCGCUGAAGAGAAGGGGAUUUAUUCCUGAGCCGUGUGUAGGCAAGCGAGUCACACUACCGGGAGUUCCUGCUUGUCCGGUUAGCGCUGCUGCUGUUCCUGUUGCGCUCUGUGGGGACCGGGGGUCACACCGACUGGGGAUCUUCAGGAGGUCGGUAGCAGCUACGUUCUUGUACGUCCCCAGGAGGAACAGAAAGGUUUACUGGACUUCAAAUUCUGCCAUCAUGCCCGGUUCAAAGUCUCAAGACAUGGGCUCUGCCUUCGUCCAGACGCAGCAGCUCGGCGCUGCCAUGGCCGACACCUUCCUGGAGCACAUGUGCCUGCUGGACAUAGACUCUGAGCCCACCACAGCCCGCAACACUGGCAUCAUCUGCACUAUUGGGCCAGCCUCCCGCUCUGUGGACAUGCUGAAGGAGAUGAUCAAGUCUGGGAUGAACAUCGCUCGCAUGAACUUCUCCCAUGGAUCUCACGAGUACCACUGUGAGACUAUUAAGAAUGUGCGUGAGGCCUGUGAGAGCUUUAAGCCAGGCAGCAUCCACUACCGCCCCGUGGCCAUCGCUCUGGACACGAAGGGACCUGAGAUCAGGACUGGACUUAUCAAAGGAAGUGGCACAUCUGAGGUGGAGCUGAAGAAGGGCAACAUGAUCAAGUUGACCCUGGAUGAUGCCUACCAGGAGAACUGUGAUGAAGACAAUCUGUGGCUGGACUACAAGAACAUCACCAGGGUGGUGGAGCAGGGCAGCAAGAUCUACAUCGAUGAUGGACUCGUGUCCCUCCAGGUCAAGGAAAUCGGUGGUGACUACCUGAUGUGUGAGAUUGAAAAUGGAGGGACCCUGGGCAGUAAGAAGGGUGUGAACCUGCCUGGUGCUGCUGUGGACCUGCCUGCUGUCUCUGAGAAGGACAUCUCUGACCUGACCUUCGGCGUGGAGCAAGGAGUGGACAUGGUGUUUGCCUCUUUCAUCCGUAAAGCAGCCGACGUGCACGCCGUCAGGAAGGUGCUGGGAGAGAAGGGCAAGAACAUCAAGAUCAUCAGCAAGCUGGAGAACCACGAGGGAGUGCGCAGGUUUGAUGAAAUCAUGGAAGCCAGUGAUGGCAUCAUGGUUGCCCGUGGUGACCUGGGAAUUGAGAUCCCCACAGAGAAGGUGUUCCUGGCCCAGAAGAUGAUGAUUGGCCGCUGCAACAGAGCCGGCAAGCCAAUCACCUGCGCCACACAGAUGUUGGAGAGCAUGAUCAAGAAGCCCAGGCCCACCCGUGCUGAGGGCAGUGACGUGGCCAACGCCGUGCUGGAUGGAGCUGACUGCAUCAUGCUGAGUGGAGAGACCGCCAAGGGAGACUACCCCCUGGAGGCUGUCCGCACACAGCACAUGAUCGCUCGCGAGGCAGAGGCAGCCAUGUUUCAUCGGCAGGUGUUCGAGGACCUGCGGCGCGCCGCACCACACUCUACCGACCCGGCCGAGGCUAUCGCCAUCGGCGCUGUGGAGGCCUCCUUUAAGAUCUUGUCCUCUGCGUUCAUUGUGCUCACUAACUCUGGAAGGUCAGCCCACCUGAUCUCCAGGUACAGGCCCCGCGCCCCCAUCAUUGCUGUGACCCGUAACGGCCAGACCGCCCGCCAGGCCCACCUGUAUCGCGGGAUCUUCCCCGUCCUCUACAACAAGCCUGCCCACGAUGUCUGGGCCGAGGACGUCGACCUCAGGGUCAACUUUGCCAUGGAAAUGGGCAAGGAGCGAGGGUUCAUCAAGGAGGGAGAUGUGGUGAUCGUCCUGACCGGUUGGCGCCCAGGCUCUGGCUAUACCAACACCAUGCGUGUGGUCGUGGUUCCUUGAAUUAUGACUACCCUCCUUUGCCCUUCUCACCCCUCCACUGUCUUGCCCUCCUUGUCCCUCUGCUCACUGCUCCCUGUCCCAACACCAGGGCUCAGACAGACUUAUACAGCCCACAACAAACACCUGGCCUUUUCUUCCUCCCCAAGAACAGGCCAGUGGUGGUGACUCUACCAAUAGGAAAUCUCCCCACUACAGUCCACCCCAGGGUUCGUCACGUAGGUGUGUUCUGUUCGCUAUACUGUAACUUGUAAAAAUAAAAACACACACACACUCCAAUUCCUAUAACUCGAACAAAAUGGUGGCAACCCGACAAACAGCUCUUCUUUAAGGCCCUGUCACCGUUAAACUCUUCCCCCAAACAGCCCCUUGUUGUGCUGUCUGUAUUUGCAUUGUGUUCUGUAUACUUUCUCUGCACUCCCAAUCUACUGUAGACCAUGUUACAUUCUGUAUUAUACUUGACUUUUGUGAAAGGUGAAUUUAGAUUCUGGGCAUCCAAUACUAUAUAUUUUGUCUAACCAAUAGUUUGACAGGUUACUUUUUUUGUGUUGAAUUAUUCUUAGAAAGCCCUUACAUUUGUCAUAACUAAGUUGGCACUUAAGAACCACUGUAUGUAUGUAAGCUGCUACAUGGUUCUCUCAAAUGAAUGAUGUAUGAAUUCAGUACUUUGAGGGUUUUUCAAAGGGCACCUCUUCUUUCCUCUUGCUCCUGUCUGUCGGUGACCUAGUGUGUCUAAAUGUCCAACUGCUUCUUUGAUUGUGAGGGUAGGGUGUAACACAAUGUUAACUGGUGUAAUGAGUUGUCCUUUACUACUGGAUUUCAAUCAUUAAAAGAGAUGAGCACC
Molecule: messenger RNA, 2770 nt
Organism: Oncorhynchus gorbuscha (pink salmon)
Lineage: Eukaryota; Metazoa; Chordata; Actinopteri; Salmoniformes; Salmonidae
Product: pyruvate kinase PKM-like
Exons: 11
Coding region: 16-1929 (637 amino acids)
Biological process (GO): glycolytic process
Cellular component (GO): cytoplasm
Molecular function (GO): magnesium ion binding; pyruvate kinase activity; potassium ion binding
Source: RefSeq, a predicted model, not a curated record